Molecule: messenger RNA, 1137 nt
Organism: Capsicum annuum
Lineage: Eukaryota; Viridiplantae; Streptophyta; Magnoliopsida; Solanales; Solanaceae
Product: chromatin remodeling protein EBS
Exons: 7
Coding region: 174-812 (212 amino acids)
Molecular function (GO): chromatin binding
Source: RefSeq, a predicted model, not a curated record
CUUCAAACCUAAUGACCCUCAAUUAGUCCAACCAAACGAAGCAAUAGUGUUAGCAUUAACCCCACCCACCUCCACUCCCCCAAUAUCCAAAAAAGAAAAUGAAAUAAAAAAAAUCUAGGGUUUAUAAAGAAACCUUGAUUUUAGUGGAGAAAUAAAAUCAUCGAGAAGCAUCCAUGGGAAUGCAGAUGGCAAAGAGCAGACCUGGUAAACGAGACUUGGACUCUUAUACCAUUAGAGGCACCAACAAAGUUGUCAGAGCUGGGGACUGUGUGCUGAUGCGGCCAUCAGAAGAUGAUAAGGCUCCAUAUGUAGCACGUGUAGAGAGAAUUGAAGCUGAUAACCGCAACAAUAUAAAGGUGCAUGUUAGAUGGUAUUACCGGCCAGAGGAGUCAUUGGGAGGGCGGAGACAAUUUCAUGGAUCGAAGGAGCUAUUCUUGUCAGACCACUAUGAUGCUCAAAGUGCCCACACUAUAGAAGGGAAGUGCAUUGUUCACUCUUUCAAGAACUACACUAAGCUUGAGAACGUCGAUCCAGAGGAUUACUACUGUCGGUUUGAGUAUAAAGCGGCAACUGGAUCUUUUGUGCCAGAUCGUGUUGCAGUGUAUUGCAAAUGUGAGAUGCCAUAUAACCCAGAUGAUUUGAUGGUACAAUGCGAGGAGUGCAAGGACUGGUAUCAUCCGGCCUGUGUGGGCAUGACUAGUGAACAAGCUAAACAACUAGCUGACUUUGUUUGUUCCGAUUGCUUAUCCGAAAAGAAGAAGUCUCAGAAUACCUAUGCUGCAUUUCCUCUGUCUAAUGGCAAGGUAAAGUGAAUUUCCUUAAUCAAGCGUCCGGUAAAUGCAUUCAGCUUACAAAAGUUGAGCCAAAGCGCCAGAAGAGGUAGGCGGAGCUGUUGUAAAGAUGGAUUGAAGCUAGCUUUCAUGAUGUUUAGGAUGCUCGUCAGGAUUUUGUACAGUGCAAUGAACUGGAACUAAUGCCGGUUCUUUGCAUAGAUUAGCUGUUGUCUGUUAUGUGCUCCUUUUAUCAGGACUUGUAUGUACCUAGUAUUAGCAGAUGAUGACGGUCUUUUGGCAUUUGAAACUGAAGUAACAAGGCAGCCUUUUGGAAUGUGAAUCACAAAAUUAGUUUAAACUUUUA